Molecule: messenger RNA, 1945 nt
Organism: Oryzias latipes (Japanese medaka)
Lineage: Eukaryota; Metazoa; Chordata; Actinopteri; Beloniformes; Adrianichthyidae
Gene: snrnp70
Product: small nuclear ribonucleoprotein 70 (U1)
Biological process (GO): mRNA splicing, via spliceosome
Cellular component (GO): U1 snRNP; U2-type prespliceosome; precatalytic spliceosome
Molecular function (GO): U1 snRNA binding; mRNA binding
Source: RefSeq, a predicted model, not a curated record
CCCCGCCAUUUUAUAUUUUCAACAGGCCGAGCAGCCGCAGUACGCAGCCAGCUAUCUCCACGUUGUUUUCAGCUCCAUUUCCAGCAUUUUUAUCUUCACGGAGUCUCUUUUUGGCGGUUCUACGUUGAGCCACCGAACCCGCGGACAGUCCCGCUCCUCCUUCAGGUCCAUGAACUAAAAGCUGCUGGACUCUGGAGGAGAGAAGUGAAAGAUGACGCAGUUCCUCCCGCCGAACCUGUUGGCCCUGUUCGCCCCCCGGGACCCGAUUCCGUUCCUGCCUCAGCUGGAGAAGCUGCCCCACGAGAAGCAUCACAACCAGCCGUACAGCGGCAUCGCCCCCUUCAUCAGACACUUCGAGGAUCCUAGAGAUGCCCCCCCACCAACCAGAGCCGAGACCCGCGAGGAACGCCUGGAGAGAAAGAGGAGAGAGAAGAUUGAGAGGCGACAGGGAGAAGUGGAGACAGAACUGAAGCUCUGGGACCCCCAUAAUGACCCCAAUGCUCAGGGGGAUGCCUUCAAGACUCUGUUUGUGGCACGAGUGAAUUAUGAUACGACAGAGUCCAAACUUCGCCGUGAGUUUGAAGUCUAUGGCCCCAUUAAACGGAUUUACAUCGUCUACAACAAGGGAACAGGGAAGCCCCGCGGCUACGCCUUCAUAGAGUAUGAGCACGAGCGAGACAUGCACUCUGCUUACAAGCAUGCCGAUGGGAAGAAGAUCGACGGCAGAAGGGUGCUGGUGGAUGUGGAGCGGGGGCGCACCGUCAAAGGCUGGCUGCCCCGAAGGCUAGGAGGGGGGUUGGGAGGUACGAGGAGAGGCGGAGCUGACGUCAACAUCAAGCACUCUGGACGAGAUGAUGCGUCGCGCUACGACGACCGUCCCCUGGGGGGUGACCGUGACCGUGGAGAGCGCAAGGAGCGCAGCCGCGACCGCGAUCGGGACAAGGAAAGGGAGCGGCGCCGGUCCAGAUCCCGAGAUAGGCGGCGCCACAUACGCUCCCAAGACCGGGACAGGGACAGAGAGAAACCAAUCGCAGAAGACGGCGCUAGCAGCCGUCGCCGCGAGCGAGAACGGGAUCGCGGAGCGGCUGCAGGGGUGGGGGCCGCUGCGGGGGGGAGCAGUAGAAGCAGGGAGAGGAGUCGAGACAGGAAACGGCGGAGCAGGAGCCGAGAUCGCAAGCGAGAGCGGGAGCGAGGCAAAGGGCUGGAUGGAGAGGAGGCCGGUCAGGGAGACGGCGUUCCAGAACCUGGUGAGCGCAUUCCAGAGGAGCAGGAAGGAGAAGUGGCUGAAGGAGGAGAGGAACGAAGGGACAGGGAGCGAGACAGGGACAGGAGGCGCAGCCACAGGGACAGGGACAGGCGUCGGGGGGAGCGGGACAGAGACAGGGAGCACAAGAGAGAUCGUGGAGACAGAGACCGAGGGGAGCGGAGAGAGGAGCGGCAUGCUUCUGCACGGGAGGAGGUGGCUCCUCAAGGAGACGGCGCCAACGAGGAGGAUGGAGGCCCAACACACAUGGAGGAGUACGGCCAGGAGGCCAUGAUGGACCAGCAGAUGGUCCCGUCGGUGGACGGCUACGGCUCCGAGAACGGCUUCAAGAUGGAGCCAGUAGGAGAGGAGUACUGAGGCGGGGGUAAACUCCGCCCCCCGCAUGCCUCAAGCCUCAGACCUUCAGGGUUUCCGGCCCCUAAAUGCUCCUGUCAGCCCGUUUGUAUCAUUGCUCCUGCAGUGGGGGGUGGGGGGUCUCUCAUUGGAACUCUGCAGUUUUGUUAAAACAUCAAAAACCUGUCAGUUUGACUCAUUUACAGAGGGGGGGGGCAUCAAUGAAGCAGCAACAUGUCUCUGUAAGACGUUAGUGUGUGUUGCUCGUUUUGUUUUUCAUGUUUUUUGAAUAUCUGCUGUCAGUAGAUUUUCAGGGUCAUUUUAAUAAAGAUGUGACUUGACGGCACA